GUUUUAUGUUAGUUGAUCCAUUUCUAUUUGAUAUUUAAAAAUCAGUUGUAAAAGCUGUCCAACAUUUUCAUGAAUCUUUAUGCUGUCAAACCACAUGAGUCGCUAACUGCAGGCUGUUGGUGAGGCUGGUUGAACCUGAUAGACGGUGAUGGUGGUUGGACUGAGCGAGUCAAAGCUUUCACACGAAGUUUCUUAUCAAGUCAGUCAGUGUAGUUUAGCCUGAGCAGAUACAAUGUCGACACAAGACCACAGAGCGUCUGCUGUUUGCUCUGGUGAGUGAAGGACUUAAAGGCAGCUUGAGGACACGUCAGGUUGGUGGUAAAGAGUUGUGUCACCUGUUGGAGGGCUCAGCAGGUUUAUGACAGCCUGACAGCCACUGCAGGGCCUAAUGACGGUUCAACACAUCAUUAACAUGAACACUGGGCUUCCAUGGCAAAGCUCAGCCAACGUUUGGCACACAGUGUCCACCUUUUUACUGAGUAUUGAUGGACAUAAAUGGAUGAGAAAAUCGAAUGUAUUGUUCUUUUGUUUUGCACUUCACUUUUCAAUAAAGUCCACAACUUUCAAAUGUUUGUCUCUUUACUGAAGUCCGCAUGUUCACCUGUGACUGUAGCUGCAGUAAUAUGAAUGUUAGCAGCAGCUGAAUGUCUCGUCAUGUCGGCACACCUGCGAAAAUGAAAUGAGUGAUUCGUCCCGCUACCCGCCCAAGUAAAUAUGUUACAGUCCAGGGUUACGGCAACAGAGCCACACCCACCUCUACCUGCGAGUCAAACACUCCCUGAAGUAUUUCUACACUGCAUCCUCUGGAGUCCCAAACUUCCCGGAGUUUGUUGCUGUUGUGCUGGUUGAUGACGUGCUGGCAGGUUACUGCGACAGCUUCACAAAGGUGGUAGAACCAAAACAGGACUGGUUCAAAAAAUUGCUAGAACAUGAGCCUCAUCAUCUGGAGAUGUACAACCAGGGUUGUUCUGAGAGUGAGCCAUACUACUUUGAAACCACGAUUCACACUUUGAAGCGGCGCUACAACCAAAGCGGAGGUGUCCACAUUUUGCAGAAUAUGAACGGCUGUGAGUGGGAUGAUGAGACUGGAGAGAUUAAUGGAUUUAACCAGUAUGGUUAUGAUGGAGAAGACUUGAUAUCAUUUGACCUGAAGACAUUGACAUGGAUCGCUCCAACACCACAGGCUGUCACCACCAAACUGAGCUGGGAUGCUGACAAAGCCAAAUCAAAAUACAGUGAGAAUUAUCUCACUCAGAUUUACCCUGAGUGGCUGAAGAUGUAUUUGGCCUAUAGUGAGAGCUCUCUGCUGAGAACAGAUCUUCCCUCAGUGUCUCUCCUCCAGAAGACGCCCUCCUCUCCAGUCAGCUGCCACGCUACAGGUUUCUACCCUGAGAGAGCCACACUCAGCUGGAGGAAAGAUGGAGGGGAGCUUUAUGAGGGCGUGGAGCUUGGAGAGAUCCUCCCCAACAACGAUGGAACCUUCCAGAUGAGUGCUGAUCUGAAGCUUUCAUCAGUCGCACCUGAAGACUGGAGCAGGUACACCUGUGUGUUUCAGCUCUCAGGUUUGAAGGAGGACAUCAUCACCAAACUGGACAAAGCAGACGUCAGGACCAACUGGGAGGAGCUCAAUCCUGUGACCAUCCCCAUCAUUGCUGCAGGGGUUUUUCUUGUUCUCAUCCUCAUGGUUUCCGCUGGAUUCAUCGUUCACAAAAAGAAGAAAGCUCCUGACGAUGACUCUGAGGCCUCUGAGAACCUGAAUCCAAGACCUGAUUGACAAGCGCACUUGUACCACAUUGUGCAACUUCACAGAAGUAAAAGAGACUGAAAGCUGGCUUCCUGCAAUGAAGGUGUUAUAGUACUUAUACUUCAUUUGCCUAAUAUGUAAAUGUUCAAAGUAAUAGUUUAAUGUCACUUUAUCCAUUUCUGUUUGAUAUUUAAAAAUCAGUUAUAAAAAUUGUGUUCAACAUUUUCAGGAAUCUUUAUGUUGUCAAACCACAUGAGUUGUCAGGUGUGUGUUAUGAUGGUUCAACACAUCAUUAACAUGAACACUGGGCUUCCAUGGCAAAUCUCAGCCAACAUUUGGCACACAGUGUCCACCUUUUUAUUUUGUAUUGAUGAACAUAAAUGGAUGAGAAAAUCGAAUGUAUUGUUCUUUUGUUUUGCACUUCACUUUUCAAUAAAGUCCACAACUUUCAAA
Scatophagus argus is the source of this 2197-nucleotide messenger RNA. RefSeq names its product class I histocompatibility antigen, F10 alpha chain-like. NCBI's taxonomy places the organism in Eukaryota, Metazoa, Chordata, Actinopteri, Scatophagidae. Gene Ontology annotation, biological process: immune response. The record is from RefSeq and is a predicted model, not a curated record. Gene Ontology annotation, cellular component: external side of plasma membrane. The coding region runs from base 950 to 1774 and encodes 274 amino acids. The transcript is spliced from 6 exons.